AUGUGUCCAAAAGAACGAACUGGAAGUAAAAGGCAUCAGAAAACUGGGUCACAUGAUCUGGGGGUUGGGGACACUAUUAGUGGUAUUCUCCUGAGGGCCAGUCGGCACUACAAGACAAAGCCCACUCAUGGCAUUGGCAGAUACAAACACUUGGUGAAAACGCUAGAGCCUAAAAAGAAGAAAGCCAAAGUGGAAGUGAGAGCCAUUAAUCUGGGGACAGAUUAUGAAUAUGGUGUUUUAAACAUCCACCUGACUGCUUAUGACAUGACUCUGGCAGAAAGCUAUGCCCAGUAUGUCCACCGCCUCUGCAACAGGCUCUCCAUCAAAGUUGAGGAAAGUUACGCGAUGCCCACCAAAACCAUGGAGGUGAUGCGGCUACCAGCCCAAGGCAACAAAAUGGUCCUAGACUCAGUCCUUACCACCCAUGAGCGAGUGGUUCAGAUCAGCGGUCUGAGUGCUACAUUUGCAGAGAUUUUCUUGGAAAUACUCCAAAGCAAUCUUCCAGAAGGAGUCCGGUUGUCAGUGAGGGAGCACACCGAAGAAGACUUCAAAGGAAGGUUCAAAGCUCGGCCAGAACUGGAAGAAUUGUUGGCCAAGUUGAACUAAACACUGUGAGCCCUUUCAUGCCAUCAUCGGUCUCAGAGAAGUUCUUCCUGCUUGAUCAGAAUAAGCAGGAGAAUGAAUGCGUAUACUGGGAAUGCCUCCUGUGUCUGUGACAUGCUGUGCUUGCCAGUUCCCACUUACCUUAACAAAGCCUAGGGUAUUCUCCACCUAAUAAAAAUCUGCUGUAACCAC
Messenger RNA from Peromyscus californicus insignis, 795 nucleotides. RefSeq names its product 39S ribosomal protein L48, mitochondrial-like. Gene Ontology annotation, cellular component: mitochondrial ribosome. The transcript has a single exon. Lineage: Eukaryota; Metazoa; Chordata; Mammalia; Rodentia; Cricetidae. The coding region runs from base 1 to 606 and encodes 201 amino acids. The record is from RefSeq and is a predicted model, not a curated record.